Emericellopsis cladophorae is the source of this 1086-nucleotide messenger RNA. RefSeq lists its product as uncharacterized. The record is from RefSeq and is a predicted model, not a curated record. Bases 1 to 1086 code for a protein of 361 amino acids. The transcript has a single exon. Gene Ontology annotation, cellular component: cytoplasm. NCBI's taxonomy places the organism in Eukaryota, Fungi, Ascomycota, Sordariomycetes, Hypocreales, Bionectriaceae.
AUGUCGCUCACCGUGCUCACAGACCGCACGGUCACACGCCUCCUUACGUCCCUAACGGCGCCCACCCUCCAGCCCAUCCUCGCCAGCCUCGGGUCCGCGCUGACAACCUACGCCCUCGACGGCGCCGAAAAGGCCCACCAGCCCCAUCGCGCCGUCGUCAACCGCGAUGGCCAGGUCAGCCUCUUCAUGCCCUCGUCCACCACGUCGCACAUUGGCACCAAGAUGGUCGGCGUCACGCCCGCCGACAGGCAGACCUCCAAGACGGCCGCGGGGCUCAACAGCGUGCUCACGCUCUGCGACGAGGCUGGGCGCGCGGUCGGCGUCCUCAACGCCGCCGGCCUGACGGCCUUUCGCACCGCCCUGGGCAUCAUGCUGCUCUACCGCUUCCGCGAGGUCACGGACAGCAUCGUCGUCUUUGGCGCCGGCAAGCAGGCCCUGUGGCAUAUUCUACUCGCGCUCGUCCUCAAGGGCGACGCCAUCCGGGAGAUUAUCAUCGUGAACCGCUCCCGGGAGCGGGCGGAGCAUCUGCUGCAGAGCGUGAAGCAGAGCGGCGCGUCGACGGACAAGAUCCGCAUCUUUGACGCGGAGAAGGAGUCGUUGGAGGACGUCGUCACGGCGGCUGACGUACUGUUCUGCACGACGCCCUCGACGGCACCCCUGUUUCCUGCCUCGUGGCUGCUAACGGAGCAGGCGAGGCGCAAGACGAGGUUCAUCUCCAUGAUCGGGUCGUAUCGGCUGGACAUGCAGGAGAUUGACCCCGACUAUCUGCGCAAAGUUGUCGACGCCGGGUCCGAGUUGGCCCAGGGUGUGCUGGGCGCACAGGUGGCGGUGGACACGCGCGAUGGGUGCCUGGCCGAGGCAGGGGAGCUGGCCAAGGCCGGUAUCGAGGGUGACAAGAUGCGGGAGGUGGGGGAGAUUCUAUACACGCAGGAGAAAGGCACCGAGGCUGAGCUGGAUACGUGGUUGAAGGGGGGGCUCGUGGUGUACAAGAGCGUGGGCAUUGGCAUCAUGGACAUUGCCGUCGGAUCGUCGCUGCUGGAGCUGGCCCAGAAGGAGGGCGCUGGUACUACGGUCGAGGACUUUUAG